AUGAGCAAAUCCUUCACAACAUCUACAUAUUUUAAGAUUCAUCAGAGAGUUCACACUGGAGAGAAUCUUCACAGCUGUGAUCAAUGUGGGGCAGCUUUCACACUACAUUAUAACCUAAAAAACCAUCAACGCCUUCACACUGGAAAGAAUCUACACAGCUGUGAUCAAUGUGGGGCAGCUUUCAUACGACAGAAUGACCUAAAAAACCAUCAACGCAUUCACACUGGAGAGAGGCCAUAUAGCUGUGAUCAAUGUGGGGCAGCUUUCAUACGACACAGUGUCCUAAAAAACCAUCAACGCAUUCACACUGGAGAGAGGCCAUACAGCUGUGAUCAAUGUGGGGCAGCUUUCACACAACAGGGUAACCUAAAAACCCAUCAACGCAUUCACACUGGAGAUAAACCUUACAGCUGUGAUCAAUGUGGGGCAGCUUUCAUACGACAGAGUCAACUAAAAAACCAUCAACGCAUUCACACUGGAGAUAAACCUUACAGCUGUGAUCAAUGUGGGAAAACCUUUUCUCUUAGUAGUAGCCUUAAAAGACACCAGCUUAUUCACACUGGAGAGAAGCCGUAUUGCUGUCAACAGUGUGUGUCAACUUUUUCUCAGAGUAGUCACCUUAAAAGACACCAGCGCAUUCACACUGCCUCGUAGUGAACAUGUUUCAGAGCCAAGCUGUUUCCUCCUGCCUCCUCCUCAUGCCCUGAUAGCUGUGUUUUAUAUUCUGAUCUUCUCUCCACAUUGAAGGCUGACCAGCAGUAACUUGAUCUUCUGAACACCAUGGAUGUUAUCUUGGCCACGACUACAUAUUACGCGCCCUCCCUUUGAAGGGAUUAAUUCUCAAAAUUAGCUUUUGUUCCUGUAAUAAAAUAUUUUGAUUUCAGGGUUCAACUGCUAGCGCUAUUUAACUAAUGCUGCAACAAAGGAGUAUUUGUUCUUAAUUUUUGAUGUUUAUGUGAAAGAAAGCAACAUGGAAUAACCCAGAUAAAAAAAAAUUGUUUUACAAUAUUUAAUUAUUACAAAAGCGUUGAAUUUAAUAUCACUAUUGAUGUCGUUAAAGCCUAUUUUAGGGGUGAUGAAGCUACCCAAAACAGUUCCUAGGCUCCCCCAAAUAAUGUUUUAUUUAUAUUUCACGAACUGUCAGCUGGUGGAAAAUGCAGAGACGGAGGCUCAACGAGCGCCUGCGUGCACGUAACGGUAUGUGGACGAGUGAGGUAGAAAGUAACUGAAGAGAGAAGAGCGCCAGGCGGCAUAAAAAACAAAGCAGUAAAUCUGAGAAAUAAAACGUUUUCACCGAUUCCUCACUCGAAAUGUAACUGUAGCAAGCAUCUCACUAUCACUAACGUUUUCCAAAUUCCUAUUUAGAAACAACAAAUAAUAUAUACAGCUACAAAAAGGCGGAAAGUCAAAAGUUAGACAGAAUUACAAAGAGUCAAUGGCUAUGAAGACGAUACACCGUCUUGUCUCGUAUCAUUGGUGUAAACUGGCAGCUUUCAGAAAGCUGCGUUGCAAGUAGCUGCAGCAUUCAUCACAUUGCAAAUCUUUGGCCUGAACUUGCUACUACUACUACUACUACUACUAAUACUACUACUACUAAUAAUAAUAAUAAUAAUAACUUGGAUUUAUAUAGCGCCUUUCAAGGUACCCAAGGUCGCUUAACAAAUAGGGGGGGAGGGGGGUUAUGGGUCAAAUCACUUAGUGAAAAGAAAUGUUUUGAGGUGCUUUUUGAACAUGGGCAAACAAUGUGUGAGUGGAAUUGUUAAGACUUUUACUUUCUUAACUUGAGCUAUGUUUCCUCGAGGUAAAGAUAAAGAGAUAUUUUAGUUGGCUAUGGUAAACAAUAGUCUAGCUAGAGUGAAUGAAUGAAAUACAAGAACAAACCUAGUUAGCUAUCCGAAACUCUCUAUUCUUUGCCAUUAAGAUAGCCUGCUAUCUCUAUAGUAUUAAAAACAAUAUCAGUCCCCACAGAAUGUUGUCACUGAAAACUAAAUUUCAUAGUGUCACUGGUAAUGUUAUUGUACCGUUAUAUCAUUCAGCAGAUGGACACUGGAAUAUAUUGAGAGAGAGAGAUGUCAGGGCAGCUGAUUCUGAGGGAAGCAGCUUGAUUGAGGUCAGUAACGUUAGUGGUCUACAGCAAUGGUUCUCAAAGUGUGGUCCAGGGACCCCGCCAGGGGGUCCCCCAGCAAAUUAUUUUCGCUAUAAUUCCAUCCAUAAUUAACAGAUUGUUUCAUAGAUUUAUUCAUAGACUCAUUCAUAGUCUCUGUAAUAAAACAUCUAAAAGCAAAAAUCCUAUGAGAUGACAAAAUCUAAGGUAUAGCCUAAAAAUAAUUAGGCUAUGCCUAAAACAGCUGGUUGGAUUCAGGGGGAAGUUUAAGAGCUGAAGAAGGCUGUGGAAUUUGGUCAAAAGCUCCAAAUGAGAGAAUGUGAGCUUUGUGUUGAGAAUGAUAUGUUAAAGAUG
Molecule: messenger RNA, 2458 nt
Organism: Perca fluviatilis (European perch)
Lineage: Eukaryota; Metazoa; Chordata; Actinopteri; Perciformes; Percidae
Product: zinc finger protein 829-like
Exons: 2
Coding region: 1-654 (217 amino acids)
Biological process (GO): central nervous system development; regulation of transcription by RNA polymerase II
Cellular component (GO): nucleus
Molecular function (GO): DNA-binding transcription factor activity, RNA polymerase II-specific; RNA polymerase II cis-regulatory region sequence-specific DNA binding
Source: RefSeq, a predicted model, not a curated record